Messenger RNA from Carassius auratus (goldfish), 920 nucleotides. RefSeq names its product E3 ubiquitin/ISG15 ligase TRIM25-like. NCBI's taxonomy places the organism in Eukaryota, Metazoa, Chordata, Actinopteri, Cypriniformes, Cyprinidae. Gene Ontology annotation, molecular function: zinc ion binding. The record is from RefSeq and is a predicted model, not a curated record. The annotation marks the transcript as partial. The transcript is spliced from 5 exons.
GACAUCACUGCAAGUGAAUUAAAGACUGCAGUGAAAGUGAAAAGAAACAGAUGAACAGGAAGCUUCAUCAAGCAACAACUGAAACUAACGAUCAGACCUGAUAUUUACUCAAAGUGCCACAGAGCCAUCUGAAGCAACAAACCAGCAGUCUUACAGGAAGUAAGGGGCGGAGCUUAUAGCCGAGUGAAGAUUUUGUGGUGGAGGCAGCAUGGCAUACUCCAGUGGUCCACUAAAUGAGGAGCUCCAGUGCUCCAUCUGCCUGGAUGUGUUCACUGAUCCAGUCACCACUCCAUGUGGACACAACUUCUGCAGAAGCUGCCUGAACAAGUGCUGGACAAACACAGAGACUUGCUUCUGUUCUGUCUGUGAAGAACAAUUCAGCAGAAGACCUGAUCUUGAGAUUAAUACAACACUCAGAGAGGUUGUGCAACAAUUUCAGGAUAAGCUCAAACUAGAAAAAUCUGAAGUGUUCUGUGACUUCUGUGAUGAAAGAGAGCAUAAAGCUGUGAAGUCCUGUCUGACAUGUCAAAGCUCUUACUGUGAGAGUCACCUGGAGCCUCAUCUCAGAGUCCCACGUCUAAAGAAACACACACUGAUCAACGCUGUGGAAAAUCUGGAGGAUUAUUUAUGCCAGAAACAUGAGAGACCUCUGGAGCUGUUCUGCAGAGAUGAUCAGACGUGUGUGUGUUUGUCCUGCACUGAAGGAGACCACAGGAGUCACAACACUGUUCCUAUAGAGGAGGAGAGUCAACAGAAGAAGAUUCAGCUGUUUCAGACACAGACAGACAUGCAGCAGAUGAUCCAGAAGAGAAUGAAGAAGAUUCAAGAGAUCCAGCACUCAGUAGAGCUGAGAAAGAGGAACACAGAGAAAUCGUCCAGUGUUGAUCUUUUCACUGAUCUGAUCCGCUCCAUUGAGAGAU